Molecule: messenger RNA, 3864 nt
Organism: Hylaeus anthracinus
Lineage: Eukaryota; Metazoa; Arthropoda; Insecta; Hymenoptera; Colletidae
Gene: dcma
Exons: 6
Coding region: 1842-2651 (269 amino acids)
Biological process (GO): G protein-coupled receptor signaling pathway
Cellular component (GO): neuron projection; membrane
Source: RefSeq, a predicted model, not a curated record
UAUAGGAAAAAUUCAUUAUUUUCCGUUCGGGGGAUAAAUACGAUGUGGUAUUCGAGAAAUUGUAGAAUUUCAAUUCUACGGAAAACGUAAUUUAACUUAAUUUACGUUUUUCCCGACUACUACAGGACUUGUUUCAUUUACGAGGAAACGAACACGCAUCCUGGUAACCGUGCACACGUUCCGCGCCAAUGAUGAAAUUACCUUAGGAUAAAUACAAAGGUUGUAAUCGAAACAGCCAACCGAAACGAUUUUGAAUUUACAUUUCCAUCGUGGUUUGCGUUUCUCGAUUACCGUUGACCGGGCCGCGGCCGAACUGCAGCGGUCGUCCUGAUUUUUAAUGGAUGCAAAACGAAUGCAUACAUUACAUGCACAGCGACAUGCAAAUCGCAGAGCACAACAUAGUCGUCGCGUGUCGUUGGACGUGUUCGCGCUGACAUGACGGCUUUCUCGGGAAAAAUAAUUCUUUGGAGAAAAGAUUAAUUUCGAUCACAUUUUUCAGUCUCUUUAGUCAUUCUUGUUGUUUUUUUUCUUUUUCUUUUUUAACGAAUCACCAGACUACUACGACGAUGUUUCUUUAACCGUAGCAGCACUAACAAUCAAACGAUCUCACAAUCCGAAUUAAAACAGACGAAACAUGGAUCCAUUUUCGUUUCCGUCUUUGUUUAACAGGGUCAAUCACAGCUGCAGGCUAACGUAAAUGUAAAUUCACAUCUGCCGUAGAUUUUGCACUCUCAUUGUGUACAUACGUGUGUAUAUACUAUACAUAUGUACACCGAGUCAUCGUGUGCUUUCGAUUCGAUUCGAAAGUUCCUUUCAUUUAUUUCAUAACCACAAAUUCAGAUCUAACCAUAUCUUUUCUAUUAUAAAUAAAUGGGUUUCGAAUUAUUCGAAUGGAGUUUGCACGUUGUAACAUGGUAAAAUUAGUUUAAAAAUCAAGUAGCGUAAUCUGGUAAAAGUCAGAGGUGCAGUUUCUUCGACGAAACCUAUUUCAAACAUUUAUCCCGAAAAUAAUUUGAUCUUUCCGUCAUUUACCUAACACAAUAUCUCAUCAUCAUAAAAAGAUGCGACGAGAUUUUUUUUUUUUUUUUUUGCAAAUCCAUUAGCCAACAUUUUAUAAUAAACAACACGUGCAUCGAGAUAUCGAAAGUGAGAAUGAAUGCAAUACGAUGGUCAGGUAAGGUAAGAGACUGGCGUGUCGCGUCGGGUCGCGCCGCGCCGCGCCGCGCCGCGCCACCCCGGGCCAAGUCAGACAUGCGCUCUUAAGGAGAAAAUUGUGCCGGCGAAAGGAGUUGUGGUCUGUGGUGUGGUGUGUGAUGUGAUAUGGUAUGGUAUGGUGUGGCGUGGUGGCAAAACCCACGUUUCAGUUUGUCGCGUGUGCUGACACGGUGCGCAUGUCGUCUUGUGGAACGGUCGUCGAAGGAUGUCGUGAAAACUUGAAAAGUCUCGGCGAGUUUCAUCGAAAAGGAGGCCAAUACAUAUAUCGAGGAAUGAUGAAGUCGAGUAGAAGGAGGACGACGACGACGACGCCGAAACCAAUAAAGUGCCAUGUUACGUUAACAUUUACGAAUCGUUCCUACCGAGAAUAAUUUGGUCACUUUAUUCGAGUAUUCUUUUUAUGGAUUUUGCCAUCGCCAAAAACAGCAACGAUCCAACAAACAACUCUUUUAAUUGACGUCGUCUAGUCUACUUGUAAAUAGAGUGUUUCUUUCGUUUGUCUAUACGUGUACCUACACCUAGGUAGGUAUAUCUACCUACUUGUACUCUGAAUGUAAUCAAGUUCAUUUUUAGCCAUCCGAUUUAACAAUAAAUCGGGCGAUAUUAUUACGCGAAAAAUUGUAACAAUGACGGAAUCGCUGAUACCGUCGGCGUCGGUCAGUAACAACCAAACGCAGACGGAAAGCCAGAGUCACGGUCAAGCUCAAGCUCAAGCUCAAGCUCAAGCUCAAACACAAGCGCAAGAUGAGAAGAACGAGAAAACGGAAAAAUUUGUUUUUCUGCAAAUACAGGAUAUCAAUAGCCAGGUGGCACAAUUCCGCGAUUUGCUGAUAAACAUCGGGCAACCGCGAGACUGUCCAGAACUCCGUGAGAAAAUUCGAAGAUUGCGUCGAACGUGCGUAGAAGCGUGUAAAGGCACGUCUCAUCUGAUACUGCCACAAGUACGAAGGACUACGGACAUCGGGAUCCCUGUGGACAGUCCGAAUUUGAUGCUUCUGUUUUACGCUGUUCAACUGUUUCUACGCGAACUCUACAAAAGCAAAAGUCUCAUUCGUCUUGUGCCCAUGGAUAUGACCGAAUAUUACGAAUCGCGAACUGGCUCGUCCAAGAUUGGCAACGCGAUCUCGCAAAUUGUUUUGUGCGCGCAGAUUACACCGAAUUUCUACGAGGAGGAACUGUGCAGUAUUAAAAAAGACUCGGAGGAAAUUCGAGAGCUGAUUGACCAACUGCAAGAGUUUAUGCCUCAGUCGGACGGCGAUAUAGAGAAAUACACAGCUUUGCAGAAUCUCGGAAGCAAGGGCAUCCGUAUUAACGGCAGACGAACGCAACGACGGAAUCAAACCAACGACAAACCUAGUAGAUCCGCUAGACAAUCCUCCUAUUUUCGCGGAGCUCUGAAUCUCUUCUGUUGCACUGCGAAAACUAACUACCUUUAAAUUAAUCAGACAUCUCUUUGCCAAACGAACAAGAAUUUCAUUUCAUUUCAUUUCUUCGACACACGUAUAAACACUUUCCACCUACGUUUAACUUCUAAGCAAAUCCCAUUGACAAGUUAUGAGUUUUGAAACGCGGAAGAGUAUCUUCACCAGUCCAUUUUAGACUGCAAACACCUUAGAAACCAAAGAAAACCAUUCGUGAUUCAGAAUUGUGAAAUGUAAAACUUCAACUAGUCGAUUGGUCGAUAAGACCCUGACGCAAGCUUUAUUUAGUUUACAAGUCUAGAUCGAUAAUAUAUGUAUACAUACAUACAUACAUACAUACAUACAUACAUACAUACAUGCAUACAUACAAAGUAAUUAUAUUUUUUUAACAGAGCUUUAUUUUCAACGGAACUACUCAGAGUUGAAUUUUAUUCAUAUUUGAUGAAAUAUUAAACUCUCGGAUCAAUUAUCGCAUAUUUUCCAUUAUUCGAUUUGUACCAAUGGUCGUAGAACGCUGUCUAAAUGUAUCUACUCGUCGACAAAAAAUGUUGACAUUUGUUCGCCUGAUUAGAUACAAAAAUUGACAGCUCGUACCUUCGUAUAACAGCUCUACGACUAUACUUCUUCUGUUCUGCUUCUGUUAACUGUGGUGAAACAUCAUUUCAAAAUUCAAUCUUGGUGGGUUAACGUUCACGUUCACGUUCAGGAUAGGUGAACAUAAGCGGGCCCAAAAUUUACAUUGAGUGUAUAUCGUUUACAAAACAAUUACAAAUCCCACUGAUUAGAUUAAAAAUUAUAAAAGUAAAAAACUCGAUACUAAUCGCGUUAGAUAUUAACGAUUCCAAUAUAUUCUUGUACGCGGACCAACAUGGACCACGUGUCGCUCGUUUACCAUAAGAGUGACACAACUAAAUCGAUAUUAUGAGAUUUUAAAUACAACAGAUAUCGCUAGUAGUGUAUUUCUGUGAUAAAUAACGACGUAUAUCUAACUUGAUUAUUUUCUCUCUCUUUCUCUAGGUAAGAAUUUUUUUAUCUCGUACACCUUAGAUUAUAAGUCGAAUUACUAGGAGGAAUUGCAUUGUAUUAUAUCUAGAUGUACUUUGACAAAGGAAAAGGAUAUAUCUAUAUACAAAGUCUAUCUAUACGUAUACAUUUAAAUAUUCAUACAAUAUGCACACUUUAAAUUAAUUUACAAACAAAGUGUAUAACGAAAGUGUUAUUGUUCUGU